AUGGUUUGGUUAUCCGAAGAUGUAUCAAAAGAAAUAAUUCAACAAAAUUCUAUCGAUUGGGAUUCUAGGAGAACAAAAACGAAUAUUCGACAUCGAAAAAUAUUCGUUCAAAAUAAAUUACAACGAACGGAAUAUAAUUUGUCGAAGCAUCAAUCUCAACUUUCAUCCAAGUUCAACCUACAAAAUGAAAUAUAUGUGAAGAAUUCGAUCGACAUCGUAUUUAAAACGUUUGCUAUUAUUCUAAGAAAUGAUUUGAAUUCUUUCCAUGUACAUUUUGAACAGAAGAAACUCUUGUUACACUUUAAUUUUCAUGAUGCAUAUCUAGUCAAAUCAUUCUAUGAUUUAAAUCCAACUGAAAAACAAAUCCAUCUUGUUCAACAAAUUUGGCAAACAAAAUUAAAUUCAUGUAAACAACUUCUCCGUGAAAAAACGAAAACAAUUUUUCCUGAUAACAAUCCAAUAGUCAAUAUGAAUCUACAGUCCAUUGAUGAUUUUGUUCCUGUCAUGCGUGCCAUUAUUGAAGCACGUCUCAUCACUCUUGAACAACGUACACAAGUCAUCAUGGAAUUUAUCAACACUCCUUCUCAAUAA
Messenger RNA from Rotaria socialis, 591 nucleotides. The record is from the annotation of a GenBank genome assembly. Lineage: Eukaryota; Metazoa; Rotifera; Eurotatoria; Philodinida; Philodinidae.